AUGUUCGCGUUGGUGAGGACUUGGGCUGGUUGGGCUAACCUAGCACUAUGGAACCCGACGCAAAUACUGUUGAAUCCCGUGAAUGAUUUAAGAAUCGGGAAAUUGACUAAGAAAGACGCGGGGGGCGUAAAAUACGAAUUUAUUGCACUAGAAGAUGGCACAAGCUCGACUGAAGUUAAAACUGCUGUCAAACUUAGCGUAUCUUUAACUGCGCGCUAUCAAGAUCUACGAGUUGCUGUCGUCAUGCUAAGCCUUGUGAUUCUACCGGCGAUUGCUGUGGCAGGGCGUAGUGCCUGCUCCCCUCUCGUAGCAUACGCGGCGUUGAACGCGACGCUGAACGAGUUACUUCUUCAUAUGUUUGAGCCUGCUCCUAUCGAUGUCGAACUUACGAAUAUACUCGGUAAUAAACCGUGGAUGGAGAAGUUUAUCGACACGUCAGAAGAAUACGAGCGGUUUGGAGACGAUACGAUGUUCAGACGCACCACAGGAUUCAAUGGAGAGCUCGCAUUCAACGUCAGUAUUGACGAUGACAAUCCGCCGAAUGUCUUACUCAUUGGCGUUGAAUCUUUCCGGUAUCGCGAUUCACGCUACCUCGUGGGAGAAGAAGACCCUUCUAACUUGUUCAAAGGUACAAAUUUGACAAUAACUCCGAAUUUUGACAGAUGGGCGAAGCGCGGAGUUGCAAUGCGCAAUAUUUGGUCCAGUUACCCGACCAGUCGAUCUCUUGAAAGCGUGCUGUUCGCUCAGGUCCCUUACCACAGCAAUACGCAGACUGGAAUCACUGGAGGAAGCGAACAAAUCAAGCUGUCAGGACUUCCACAACUCUUCUCUGCAAAGGGAUACGAAACUUAUUUCACGACUGGAUCCUCGUUAGAUUUCGAUGCUUGGGAUAUCUUCCUCCCGUCGCAUGGCUACGAUUACGUAUGGGACUCCGAAGCGAUGGCAAUAAUGGCGGAAGAGAGCCUCAAUAUCAGUCCCGAGGACUGGCUCGGUGAUGAAGCGCGAGGUUUUGGUUGGGGUGUGCAUGAUGACCUCAGUUUUCAACUUCUAGGCGACUUUCUACUGAAAAAGAGAAGCGAAAAGAUCGAGAAAACAGCUCAAGGAGAGACCAAAAAGCCCAUGUUUAUCACGCACUACACAAUUUCAAGUCAUGCGCCCUUUGGGUCAUUUCCAAGAUGGUACGACGAGGCUGAAAAACCGGAUUUUUCGGCCAUGUAUCAAGGCGAAAUGUACGCAGACAGGAUCGCAAGAUACUUGCAAGUGAGGUAUUUUACGGACACGGAACUCGGCAAGUUCAUGGACCGCAUGGAGAAAGAGGGAAUCCUCAAUGACACCAUCGUUGUCAUCUUUGGAGACCACGGCCAAGCACCAGAAAUUGUAAAUUUAAACUUGCACGAGGAAUCUGUAACGCGAGUGCCAGCUGCUAUCAUUGCUGAAGGUCGACUAGGUGAUGCCGUGGGGCUUGUGAUCAACGAUGUAGCAGAGCAGUACGAUCUUCUCAACACUCUCGCCGACAUUACUGGCUUACCGAACGGAGGAUUUCAGCAGAAUGGCGUUGGACGGUCACUGAAGCGGAAAGCUACUGACAAGCGUGUGGUGUUCAGUAAUGACCCGCUGCGCAAGAUGGCGAUUGUGCGCGGACAGCAGCGUCUCCGUUACGAUGAAGUUACGGAGUCGAUGAUGCUGCACGAUACUGAAUUGGAUUUCCACAUGACCACAGAUCUGUUACCUUUUCUUACGCCAGAAGAACGGGCUGAAUGGGAAGCGUUGCGAGAGGAUGGCCGUAGCAUUACCGCAUACUACAAGAAGCGGUGGGACGAGAACUGUCUGCUCGCUGUCCAGUGCAAUACUUAA
Messenger RNA from Phytophthora nicotianae INRA-310, 1854 nucleotides. RefSeq lists its product as hypothetical. The transcript has a single exon. NCBI's taxonomy places the organism in Eukaryota, Oomycota, Peronosporomycetes, Peronosporales, Peronosporaceae. The coding region runs from base 1 to 1854 and encodes 617 amino acids. The record is from RefSeq and is a predicted model, not a curated record.